This is a messenger RNA of Malaya genurostris, 1006 nucleotides long. Its product is annotated as ensconsin-like. Lineage: Eukaryota; Metazoa; Arthropoda; Insecta; Diptera; Culicidae. The transcript is spliced from 3 exons. Bases 309 to 962 code for a protein of 217 amino acids. The record is from RefSeq and is a predicted model, not a curated record.
AACCAAGUACUCAAAAACAGUAACUGUCAAUGCUGAAAGUGUGUAGAUAAAAAAACAAAGCUCAACGACUACAACCGCUGCACGUUACAUAUCGGAAGAAAUUGAUAAAAACUGACGACAUUUCAACGGAAAUUGAUUCAUAUUCGUAAUCAGAAAAAAACGACUGAUCUUGGAGGCAUAACACAAGAUAAAAAACAUGGAAUUCGAUUGGGACAAUAUCAGCAUCGGUGACCCAGGAUUAAACAACUCAGGAAGCUUUUUCUGUUAUUCGCGCCAUCAAAAGCGAAAAACAUCACUUGGACCCUUUGAUGAUUAAAAUAGAAAAGAUGGAUUUGAAGGAUUUAAAACCGGAACCCUGUGCCAGCUCAUCGAAAACACCAACUAGCGGGACUGUUCAAAUAAAGCCUACGAAAACCAAAGUUUGCAGUGAAGAAACUUAUGAUCGUGCCUACCGCUAUGCCCAAGCAUAUGAACAAAAGCGACAGGCUCUGCGAGAGAAAGAAAACAAACAACUGCAGGAGAUGAAGAAAUUUCACGCUCGUCCGGCUCCAAAUUUCCGGAACACAAUGAAAAAAGAAAAUACGGAACCCAAAUUCACCAUUCCUACCACUCCGAAACAAAUGAAACCCGAACGACUGAAAAAAGCUGCCGAUUUGACUAAAAAAAUGCAAGAACGAAACAAGGAUCAAGAACCGGCCAAGUUCCGGGCGCACGACGCCAAAGUUUUGAAGGAACAACCGUUUCAACCCGAGCUACCGAAAACCGUCCUUACGCAGGAACCAUUCAAUCUGCGAAUGUCGGCCCGAAUUCAGGAGCGCAAACGGUUCGAUGCCGAGCUGCAGCGAUCAAAAGAAGAAAAAGCUCGACGCGAAGCGGCGGAACGUCGUGCUGCCGAGGAACGAGAACUGAAGUUGCUUCGCAAGCAGAAAGAAUUCAAGGCCAAUCCGAAUCCAUUUAAAUGACUCGUCAUCGUAGAUGUAUUUUAUUUGUAGUUCUAAUAAUCUCU